Topomyia yanbarensis is the source of this 591-nucleotide messenger RNA. RefSeq lists its product as uncharacterized. The record is from RefSeq and is a predicted model, not a curated record. Bases 1 to 591 code for a protein of 196 amino acids. The transcript has a single exon. NCBI's taxonomy places the organism in Eukaryota, Metazoa, Arthropoda, Insecta, Diptera, Culicidae.
AUGGACGUGAUGAAGGACUUCGUUCGAAACUACCAAGAGCACCUCGAUAAGGGAUCUUUGGCAGCACGAAUUCAGAAACUGGAUGAAAUCUACGAUUUAUUCUGUGAAUCAGGAAUGCGCAUCGACCUGAUAUUGGAGGAUACAGAUUUUGACGAAGAUUUCGUGGAUCCUGAUGAAUCUGAAGAAGAUCAUGCUGUUAGGACGGCGAGAACGAAGGCAAAGAAGGUGAAAGAGAAUGAAAAGGUUCUGAAAGACUUCAUCAAUGAGUACUUCGCAAUAAAGCAAUCGAUGCAAGGUCUAAUGAUUCCCUCCGGAUCGAGUUCCAGUGUGGUGCCUGUCGAAUCAACCAACCAGCAGGGCUCUUCUCUAUCAAUGAUGCGUGUAAAACUCCCAGAGCUGAAGCUUCCUACAUUCGGUGGACACUUGAGAGAUUGGAUCACCUUCAGGGACACCUUUAAGUAUCUGCUUUCAGACAACGCACAGCUCACUGAGAUUGACAAAUUCACCUACCUUCGCACGUCUUUGUCAGGAAAAGCUCUGCAAGAAAUUGGAUCGAUAGAACUGUCAGCGGCGAACUAUUCGAUAGCUUGA